This is a messenger RNA of Colletotrichum karsti, 4548 nucleotides long. RefSeq names its product vacuolar protein sorting/targeting protein PEP1. The coding region runs from base 1 to 4548 and encodes 1515 amino acids. Gene Ontology annotation, biological process: protein targeting to vacuole; Golgi to endosome transport; Golgi to vacuole transport. Gene Ontology annotation, molecular function: protein binding. NCBI's taxonomy places the organism in Eukaryota, Fungi, Ascomycota, Sordariomycetes, Glomerellales, Glomerellaceae. The record is from RefSeq and is a predicted model, not a curated record. The transcript has 2 exons. Gene Ontology annotation, cellular component: Golgi apparatus; membrane.
AUGAGGUUUAGGGGCAAGGCUGCAGCCUCCUGGCGCAUCCUGCUGUCUGUCCUUACCUGGACAGCAGCGGUCCAUGCCAAGGACGAGCCGACCAUCAGCGUCGUCACCAACAGGCACCCUCCCGCUGGCCUCAACUACUUCGAAGACUCCGACGUCAUUCUCUAUCGCGAUAUCUCCGAACGCAACAUCUACCGAACCGACGAUGCGGGUGUCACAUGGAAUAAGGUCAAGGGCGUCCCCGAGGACAAGGCCGCCUUGCUCAUCAUGCACGAAUUUGACAAGAACCGAGCCUUCGUGUUGACGGACACCAACAAACAUUACAAGACGACCGACAGAGGCAAGACGUGGGAAGAGUUCGACAGCAUCGUUGAGAAGAGUUUCUUCCAGGACUCCGACAUCCUCCACUUCCAUGCCGGCGAUCCCGACCGCAUCAUCUUUGGUGGCAUGCAAUGCGCCGGCAUCUUUUGUCAAGAGGUCGCCAUGUACACGACGGACAACUUCAAAACCAAAGCGAAGCCCCUGCGAGCCAACGUCGUGGGAUGCUAUUGGGCCAAGUCAUCAGCCAUGUUCACGACCGGUAAGGACGACCUCGACAAGCAGCGAAUCCUUUGUAUUGCGCUCGACAAGUACUCUUCUUCCAAGUACGAUUACAGACUCUUCGCUUCCGACAACUACUUCGAUGAGGUCGACGGCCGCGUCCAGGAAUUCGAGCCGAACAUGGACACGAACAAGGGUGUGGCGGGUGUGGUCAACUUGGCUGUCGUCAAGAAGUACCUGAUGGUUGCGACGUCGUCUCCUAGUACAGAUGAAAUGGCCUUGUUUGUCACCGACGAUACUAUCAAGUGGCAUCGCGCCAUGUUCCCCGCUGCGCAUGGCCACAAGAUCCACCAAGACGCCUACACCGUUCUGGAGAGCACAAACUACAGCAUUCAAGUCGACGUGGUGAACACCGGAACCUCGAAUCCCAUGGGUGUCAUGUUCACUAGCAACUCUAACGGCACCUACUUCAUUGAGAACAUCGAGCACACGAAUCGUAAUAGGAUGGGACACGUCGACUUCGAGAAGAUCACUGGAAUUCAAGGCGUUUUUAUGGUCAAUACUGUAACGAAUUGGGAAGAGGUGGAAAAGAACCACAAAGCCGCCAAGGAAGUCGUGAGCAAGAUCACGUUCGAUGACGGCCGAGAAUUCCAAGAUUUGAAAGCUGGAGGCGAAAAGAUCCACUUACACUCCGUUACGGACCUCGACAAUAUUGGCAGAGUUUUCUCCAGCCCUGCGCCUGGCCUCGUUCUCGGCAUUGGAAACACGGGCAAGUCACUGAAAGCAUUUGAUGAGGGCGAUCUCUACGUCUCGGACGAUGCUGGAGUGACUUGGAAGAAGACCUUGGAAGGUCCUUACAAGUACGAAUUUGGCGACCAGGGCUCACUUCUGGUGGCCGUCAAGGAUUCACAAAAGGAGGAUAUCGGAGAGGUCAAAUACUCCCUCGACCACGGAGAGAGCUGGAAGACUGUAUCUCUGCCCAAGGAUUUGAAGGUUAAGCCUGAGCUUCUCACUACCACGCAAGAUUCCACCAGUCUGAAGUUUUUGCUCGUCGGAAGGACCGGCGGCGGCGAUAGCCCCUACUUCCACCUCAUCGCCCUCGACUUCGAGGGUUUGCACGAGAGAACGUGUGGAGACGAUGAUAUGGAAGACUGGCACGCUCGCCCUGACGACAACGGCAAGCCUACUUGCUUGAUGGGUCACAAGCAGACUUACCGUCGUCGCAAGAAGAAGGCCGACUGUUUCAUCAAGAAGGAAUUUAAGGAUCCCGUCCCGGUCACCGAGGACUGCGAAUGCACAGAUGCCGAUUUCGAGUGUGAUUACAACUUUGUUCGAAAGGACGGCAAGUGUGAAAAGGCAGGACCGAUUGUUGCCCCUGAUGGCGCCUGCAAGAACGCAAAGGCAGAUGAGACUUUCAAGGGUUCUUCCGGUUGGCGCCUGAUUCCGGGAAACACUUGCAAGCGAAAGAGUGGCGCCCAAAAGGAUGACCCUGUUGAUCGAAAGUGCGGCGAUACGACGACAAGGCCUAGUAUUCCCGCUGAUGGCAACGUCAAGGCGACCAAGCACACCUUUGACACGAAGAAGAUCGAAUUCGAGAAGUUCUAUCUCGAGCGCGGUGAAACGAACAGGGAAGCUGAGGAGACCAUCAUUGUUCGACCUGUCGAAUACUCGGGUGGCGGCGAGAUAAUCGACCCCAAGUCGCCGAUCUGGCGCACGAAGGACCACGGCAAGACAUGGGACAAGAUUCUCGAGGACGAGAAGAUCCUGGGAAUAUACCCGCAUAGCCACUUCAAAGAUACGGUUUUCUUCACAACCGGAACCAAGAAGGUCCUCUACACAAUUGAUCACGCCGAGCACUUUCACCACUUCGACGCACCCUCCGACCCUGAUUCGGCGUUUGGCAACCCGUUGUCAUUCCACCCUGACCGGAAGGAUUGGCUUAUCUGGGUUGGCAAGAAGUGCGAAAAGGAUGAGUGCUGGCACGAGGCAUCCGUCACGAAAGACCGUGGCGAUAACUGGCACACGGCUCUUCGCUAUGUUCGCAAAUGCGACUUCACAGGAAAUAAGGCGUACAAGUUCCGCGAUCCCCGCCAGAUUGUCUGCUUGGCCAACAAGGAGGAGAACAACGACAAGGGCAACCCCAAGGUCGUUGUUUCCAGCAAUGAUUUCUUCGAAGAGGACAAACAAGUCCACCAGUCCGACGUCAGCGACUUUGCCACCAUGGCCGAGUUCAUCGUCGUUGCUGUGGAGGAUAAGAAGAAUGACGACCUCAAACCGUAUGCAAGCUUGGACGGCGUUACCUACGCCGAAGCCCACUUCCCGAUCAACUUCAAGGUCGGCCACAAGAACGCGUACACGGUUUUGGACAGUUCCACGCAUGCCGUUAACCUCUUCGUGGCCACUUCUUCCGAGGACGGCCGUCGUUACGGAAGCAUCAUCAAGAGUAACUCCAACGGUACAUCGUACGUUCAGAGUGCUGCCAAGGUCAACUGCGACGACAGCUACUACGUCGAUUUUGAAAAGAUUGGCGGCAUUGAGGGUGUUGCUAUCAUCAACACCGUUGCCAACGCUGACAAGCGCAGCGAACCGAAAAAGAUCCAGACGCAGAUCACCCAUAACGAUGGUGCGCAAUGGGCGUUCUUGCCGCCGCCUCGGAUUGACGCCGAGAAAAAGAAUUACAAGUGCAGCAGCAACGAGGGAGAUGAGAAAUGCGCCCUUCACCUCCAUCACUACACAGAGAGACUUGACAAGAAGAAGACAUUCUCUGCGGCCACCGCCGUUGGAAUCAUGUUCGGCAAUGGCAACGUCGGCGACAGCCUGGCGUCUAUCAAGGAUGACUCGAUCGAAACCUUCAUGUCGAAGGAUGCUGGUAUCACCUGGAAGAGCGUCAAGAAGGGUGCCUGGACAUGGCAAUACGGUGAUCAAGGCUCCAUCGUCGUUCUCGUCCAGCGCUACACGACCGCCAACCCCAAGAAGACGAAGAUCAUUUCGUACACGUUGGACGAGGGCGAGAAUUGGAAGGAUUUUACCUUCAGCGAGGAGGAAGUCACCGUGUUGGAUAUCACAUCCCUUCGUUCCGGUGCGUCCCGUAACUUCUUGCUGUGGUGCAAGGGCGACAACGGCGAGAUGUUCACCGUCAAUAUCGACUUUACCGGUCUGACCGACAAACCCUGCAAGAACGAGAAGGACGGCGAAACCGACUACUACACUUGGUCGCCUAAGCACCCGAUGCAGGCAGACAACUGUCUCUUCGGACACGUCACACAGUAUUUGCGCAAGAAGAAUGAGGCGAACUGCUACAACGACGGCAGAAUCGACCACCUCUAUCAGCUCCAGAACUGCACUUGCACGAGGUCCGAUUUCGAAUGUGACUACAACUACGAGCUCGACAACCACAAGCAGUGCAGCCUCGUCGAAGGCAAGUCUCCCUUGUCGGCGGAGCAAUGGUGCAAAGAGAACCCCGAUGCCGUCGAGUACUACGAGCCCACCGGCUACCGCAGGAUCCCCCUCACCACCUGCGUCGGCGGCCAGGAGCUCGACAAGCAGUCCCAGGUCCACCCCUGCGCCGGCAAGGAGGACGAGUUCGAGAGGCGCCGCGGAACCUCGGGCGUCGCCAUCUUCUUCGCCGUCGUCAUCCCCCUCGGUGCGGCGGCCGCCGUCGGUUGGUGGGUGUACAACAACUGGAACGGCAAGUUCGGCCAGAUCCGCCUCGGCGAAACCCCCAGCAUGGACGGCGAGGCGCCCUGGGUCAAGUACCCCGUCAUCGCCCUCUCGGCCGUCGUCGCCGUCGUCUCGGCGCUCCCGCUCGUCGCCUCCGCCGUGUGGAGGAGCGCGACGUCCGCGUACGAGAGGGUCGGCGGCGGCAGCAGGGGAGGAGGCAGCUGGCUCUCGGGACGCGGCAACCGGCGUUUCACGACGAGGGACAGCUUCGCCCGCGGCAGGGGCGACUACGACAUCGUGGACGACGACGAGGGCGAGCUUUUGGGCGACGACAGUGACGAGGAGGUAUAG